AUGUCUAAUCCAGCAUCUUACGACACCGAAAAGAUGAAGUCCCCAGCCAUCGCCGACACCGAUGUCGAGCUCCGUCCUAUGGAGUCUGUACGUGGAGGGGUGCUAGGUCCUGAGGGACAACAACACGGCUCGACCCAACGUGGCCUCAAGUCUCGACAUGCACAAAUGAUCGCCUUGGGGGGCACAAUCGGAACUGGCCUCUUCGUUGGCGUCGGCCAGGGCCUGAAUAUGGGCGGGCCCCUGUUCCUCCUCAUCUCCUACAUCAGCAUCACACUUCUGCUCUACGGAGUGGCAACGGCCACCGGCGAAAUGAGUGCCUACCUUCCAGUCCCCGGCUCUUCAAUUGCCUACUACGGCCAACGAUUUUUCUCGCGCAGUCUUGGAUUUACGCUGGGUUGGGUAUACUGGUAUAUCUUCUCCAUCACGGUUCCAGCCGAGAUCACUGCGACCUACAUUGUCAUCAACUAUUGGUCGCCGCCUCUACACAUUGCGUUUUGGCUGACGCUCAUCGGCGCCGUCAUGAUUGCCCUCAAUUGCUUCCCCGUCAAAGUCUACGGGGAAGCUGAGUUCUGGUUCGCCAGCAUGAAAGUCUUUGGUAUUAUCGGGCUGCUCAUCCUCUCCCUUGUACUCUUCUUUGGCGGCGGGCCCUCGCACCAACCCCUUUGGUUUUCGAACUGGUCUAAUCCAGGGCCGGUCAAAGAAUACAUCGUGACGGGAGAUUCUGGGCGUCUGGUGGCAUUUGUCUCGACCAUUACCUUCUCCGUAUUUGCGUUCGCGUUUGCGCCGGAACUUCUUGUCGUCACCGGCGGAGAGAUGGAAAGCCCUCGCCGUAAUAUUCCUACUGCGACCCGUCGAUACUUCUAUCGCCUCAUCACAUUCUACAUUCUUGGUGCUCUGGCUGUGGGGAUCAUUGUCAGCAGCAACAAUACCAACCUCCUCAGCGGUGGCAAAGGUGCUGGUGCUUCUCCUUGGGCUAUUGGCAUCAGGGAGACAGGUAUCAAGGGCCUAGACAGCGUGGUGAACGUCGUGAUCGUGCUGAGUGCUUGGUCUGCAGGCAACUCCUAUCUGUACCUUGCUAGCCGCGCACUCUACUCGAUGGCCCUUGCAGGCAACGCGCCAAAGAUCUUCACCCGCUGUACGAAGUCAGGUGUCCCAUACUACGCCACGGCAGCCAGUGCCGCAUUCUCAUUAUUGGCGUAUCUCAACGUUGCUUCGACUGGUGCGACCGUGUUCAACUGGUUCGUCAACUUGAUCAAUACAGGUGCUUAUCAAAGUUGGAUUUGCUGCUGCAUUAUCUACUUUAGAUAUCGCAAGGCAUCAGAUGCACAAGGCAUUACAGACAUCCCCUUUCGUUCCCGCUUCCAGCCCUACUCAAGCAUGUUCAGCUUGUUCGGCUUCAGUCUACUGCUUUUAAUCAAUGGUUUCAAGGUAUUCCUCGCAGGACAGUGGAACACCUCUUCCUUCUUUACGUCGUACAUCGGGGUGGUAAUCUUCUUACUGCUUUUCUUCGGGCACAAGUUCACUGUGGGACGACAAGAUCCCUGGGUACUUAAUCCGAUGGAUGUCGACCUGAAGUCUGGCUUAGACGAGAUCUUCGCUGCAGAACAGCCUGCACCGGUAAGAACCAAGUGGUAUCAAAAGUGGAGGGUUUUGUUUGAGUAA
Molecule: messenger RNA, 1662 nt
Organism: Colletotrichum abscissum
Lineage: Eukaryota; Fungi; Ascomycota; Sordariomycetes; Glomerellales; Glomerellaceae
Product: proline-specific permease
Exons: 2
Coding region: 1-1662 (553 amino acids)
Biological process (GO): amino acid transmembrane transport
Cellular component (GO): membrane
Molecular function (GO): amino acid transmembrane transporter activity
Source: RefSeq, a predicted model, not a curated record